AUGGCAAAGGAGCUGCUGGAGAGCAUCAAGAAGGCCGCCAGCAUUGACCAGGCCUUCCAAGCGAUGCACGGCAACGCCGCCCAAAAGGCCGCCUUCCUCGAGCUGCGGCCGCUGCAUGCCCUCGUACGGUCUCCGCCCAUCACCGGGUCGUUCAACGCGACGAUGGCUGAGAAGGUGCUGAGCUUCUUCGCCAACCAAACGCCACCGAUCAUCGAACAAGAGUCCGCCGAGCACUACACCCCGCUCAUGCAGGUCCGAGCCGACAUCAACAAAGAGGUCAGCUGGCAGAAUACGGGCUGGUUCGUCACCCGAGAAUCGCACACGCCGCUCCGGCUGGCCUGCAAACACGCGCAGGUUGCCUUGACGCAGCUCUUGCUGGAGCGGGGCGCCGAUGCCACGAAGAUCGACACCUUCUUCUCCAUACUGAGGAACACCGCGCUCAGCCAUGCCGACAAGAUGGCGCUCGGCAUGGCGUUGCUGCCUUAUACCAACUUGACCAACCACUGGGCGCAGCUCUUGGUCGAUCUCUUGAACAGCCGGGCCUUGCCCCUAUUCCAGAAGCUGCUCACGCUCGACGACAAGAUCAAGGAGUGGAAGUUCCUGCCAAACACGAGCCAGGACCCGCUGAUCCAGCUCAUCGAAGCCGGCGGCGAAGCUCUUCCAGAAUGGAUCGACGAGCUGCUGCGCAACGGCCACAAGUUCGAUCCGCCGAUCGAUGUCAACGCGACUCGCUCGAGCAAUGGCACGCCGGUGGUCCUCCUCAGCGUGGUGCGCAGCCGGUCGGCGGCCGUGAUCAAGACGCUGAUCAAACACGGCGCCGAUCCCAACGCGCGUGACGAGUCUGGGCAGGAUAUCAUCGACGAGCUGCUUGCCGCGGGCGCUGACAUCUUUGCUGUGGACCCCGGCAACACGGCCCUGGGCUAUGCCCUGGUCUACGAGCGGUGGGACGCCGUCGACAGGCUGCUCACCGACGCCAACCUGGACGAACCGAUUCAGUGGCUGCUGCGCCGUCCCAUCCUGCGCAGCGACAAAGAGGAGAAGGACCGCGAUCGCGCGCGACUCAUCCAGAAGCGACUCGCCGCCGGCAAGAAGCCCCCUCGGCGCAACUACGAGCAGGAGAACGAGCUCUACGAGCUCGUCGACGACCACGCCACGUGCAGUGUCAAGGCGCAGGAGUACCAGCGAUUGGCCGGCGUCAACUCCAAAAUGCUCGACGUGCGCGGCAAGACGCCGCUGCUGUUCUGCGUGGCGGCGGGCCGGACGGCGCUGGUGAAGCGGAUCCUGGCGCGGCGACCUGAGCUGAGCUGGCAGACGUGUAACAUCGCGGCCGACUGGCCCGGGCUCGCGAGUCGCUACGAGGGCAUGCGGGUCGACAUCAGCCCGGCAGCCUUGGCCGCGCUGCACGGCCAGGCCAAGGCCUUCGGGCUGCUCUUCAAACACGCUGACGGUCACUUGGACGUGAACGCGUGGAUGGAGUGGGACAGGAUGCGGCAGCAGUGCAUCCACGCCUUCCUCAAGGACCAACCCGGUGACGAGGACGCUCUCCAGGCCCUGUCCGUUCUGGCGUCCCUGGGCCAACCGGUGGAGAUGGGCGCCGACCCUUUGGUGGUCGACAACUGGGGCAACUCGCCGCUCGCGCUGGCGGCCCACGCGCGUGAGUGGGACAUUUGCCGACAGCUGAUCUCCGCCGGGGCCAACAUCAACGCGUUCUACCAGCCACCCCGGAAAGGCAGCAGUCCGCGCGAGCACAAACAAUCGCUGAUUGGGAUUUUGGCCCGAGGAAUUCCUGUGGCUCCGGAACACAUGUACGAGCUGAUCACGAGCUCGCAUUUCGACUUUGUAUACCACCUGCUCAAGAAAUUGCGGGCGGAAAACAAGCUUCAGUCCUACUUGAGUGCGCAGCAAUGCAAAGGUCCUCUGUUCGCGCUCACCAAACUCAAAAUCAGUGACUCCAGAAGCAAGCCCGCUCAAAAAGUGCUGAAAGCUCUGUUUGCCGCCGUGAAAGAUUACGGCUGUACCGCACGCAAUGAGCGCGGCGACACGUUCCUCACGGCCCUGGCGCGCGAGCAGCAGACCGAUGCCGACUCCGCGGAGGACUCUGCGAAGAUGAGCCAGACCGAGUUUGCAUCGUUGACCCUGGCCCUGAUCGCCCACGGCGCCGAUCUCGCCGAGCGCAACGUCGACGGCGACACCUUCUUCCACGUCGUCGCGCGCGACUACCAGAGUACCGAACUGCUCAAGUCUUUUCUUGCCGCCAUCGACGCCGAGCGCGCCCAGCGCUUGGCCCAGCCACAGACGUCAACUUCCACCAUGGCGGCGGCGGCGGCGGCGGCGGAGGCGCAGAAGAUGGAGGGGGUCGAAGGCGGCGAGGCGGACAUGGACGUGGAAUUCGAAGCAGCAGCAGCAGCAACCAAACCGGAGUCCGCCGCUGCCGCCGGCGAAGAAGAAAAAAAUAAGCUGGCCGCGCAACCGGAGGAGGGCAGUCUCGAGGCGCGGGUGAAGCGGGCGCUGGAGGUGCGCAACGGGCGCGGCCAGACGCCGCUCCUGACCGCCGUGCGACCGUACGCACACGCCGCCUGCCGCAACACCGAAGUGAUGAGUUUGCUGCUGGCCCUGGGAGCCAAUCCGCAGGACAGGGAGCAGGGCACGGGCAACACGGCCCUCUUCUACGCCGUGAUGACCGACAACCAGGCCGGCGUGCGGAAGCUGCUGGAGCUCGGGCUGGACAUCAACGGCGUCAACGACAAAGGCGAAACGCCGCUGUUCGUCGCCGGCAGGCAAAACCUGUGGAAGAUGACCCUCUUCCUCUUGCUGUCAGGCGCGAAUCCGCAUGCGAUCAAUGAGGCCGGCGAGUGCGUGCUGCUGGCGUCGUCGGGCUUCUGCGCGGCCAUCAUCCACGACUUUGUCGCGCGGCCGCGCUCGCUCUCGUUCAUCGUCAGCGCCCUGUUCCCCGAACUUGUCGCCGGCCUCCCGAACCAUCGCCCCGCCGCCUCGCCCACGGAAGGCGCAACGUCGACCUCCGCCGCCAACGAGCCCGCCAUCGCCAGCACGACCACCCCUACUCCUCUGCCAGCCGCGAUGACGUCAUCGUCGUCUUCUCUUCCCCAGGUUUCCAUUACAGACCCAGGGAAUUCCAGCGAGUCUGCAAAGAGCGAAGACGACAGCAAAGCCAAGGAGGAAAAGAACGAAAAAGGCAAUGAAAACGAAGAGGAGCAAGAGGCGGAAGAGGCGUCCAAGACCCUAUUGGACAACUUCCCCGAGAUCCUCCAUCAGCUGAAUGAUGGCGACACCACUACCGCCGGUGGCCCGGCGUCGGGCGAUGGUCUGCGCAAGCGCGAGCAGAACAAGCGGCAGCGGAUGAACGCCGCCGUGAAGCAGGUGACCGAGCUGCUGCGCCGCGUGCUCGACGCGCUCCAGCUCUACGAGGGCGCGCUCGACGAGGCCGACGUGGCGCCGGACUCGGGCAGCUCGGGCGACCAGGGCGACGAGCAGCACCGGCGCGCGCGGUGGGAGCGGAACGCGUCGCUGACGCGGCUCAAAGAGCAGCUGGCCGGGUGGCUGCGCAAGAGCGAGGCGCGCAUUCCUCGCAUCACGCGCAAUCUGUCGUUCACGACGCUGAGCGAGGGCGAGAUGGCGCUCUACCUGCGCCAGUGGAAGUCGCUCCGACGCCAACGCAACCAACGCAAGCGAAAACGUGGCGAGGAGGUUGAAGAGGACUUCUUCGCGGAGACGUCGUCGCAGCCGCAGGAGGAGUGGAUCGACGUCAAGCGGCCGCGCCUGGAGGGGCAAGGUCAGGGCGAAGACAGCGACGGCGGCGAUCUGCCGAUGCCGCCGCUCACGGUGCCUGAGGUGGAGAGCAUCCCGCUCCCGCCGCCCUUCGUGCUCUUCGACGACGCGGUGCCCUUCGACGCACUCGCGCCGCUGCUCAUCCGCCGAACGCGGUCGCUCGUGGUCGCCGACGCCAAGUCGGCCAUUCCGGACGAGAGCAACUCGGGCGCCAGUUACAAGGCGCCCGACGAAGACGACGACGAUGUCGACGAUUCUGUCGACCUGGAUGACAACGCCGACAAGACGGGUGUCGACACGGGCGUAGGGCUGCUCGCGGAGGAGGGCUAUCUGCUCGACGCCUUCCUGACCAAGGUCGACGACGUCGAGCAAUCGGCCAAGCUGCAGGCCCUCUUCGUUCGAUCGAAAGUGACGAUGAGACGACGAAGCGGAGAAGACGACAGUGAUGGACGUUGA
Molecule: messenger RNA, 4242 nt
Organism: Acanthamoeba castellanii str. Neff
Lineage: Eukaryota; Discosea; Longamoebia; Acanthamoebidae
Product: Ankyrin repeatcontaining protein
Exons: 18
Coding region: 1-4242 (1413 amino acids)
Molecular function (GO): protein binding
Source: RefSeq, a predicted model, not a curated record